Messenger RNA from Oreochromis aureus, 2838 nucleotides. It is a transcript of the gene naxd, whose product is annotated as NAD(P)HX dehydratase. The coding region runs from base 613 to 2520 and encodes 635 amino acids. Gene Ontology annotation, biological process: metabolite repair. Gene Ontology annotation, molecular function: ATP-dependent NAD(P)H-hydrate dehydratase activity. The transcript has 11 exons. NCBI's taxonomy places the organism in Eukaryota, Metazoa, Chordata, Actinopteri, Cichliformes, Cichlidae. The record is from RefSeq and is a predicted model, not a curated record.
UUAUCUCAAAGUUUUACUUCAUUAAAACCUAGCUUUAGACUGUAACGUUAGCUGAGCCGUUAGAGUCGUCCAGUGCUCUCCAUGUUGGCCGACCAGCUGACAGUUUGGCUCGUUGUUGAGGCGGGGUGGGUCUCUAGGACCCCGCAGACUUGAGUUCGCGGGGCGGGGGACCAGGCGGAGAAAGGUGAAGUUAACCUCAAAGGACUGAUCAGAGGUCAGUUUGGACAUUUACUCGAUGUAGCGUUACCGCUUCAAAACGGCUCUUGUAGCCGAUCUCCUGUCGGUUUAUCCCAGCGUUACGCAUUUUGACAACGACACGAAUGGGAUAAACACAGAAGGCUAGGCUUUUAGCUAGCUUACAAAUAGUUUGACCUGCACACGUUGUGAUGAUCUUCAAGUUUAACACCAAAAUUAUUACCCCGGCUGGUCCUUCUGAGCUAGCGAAAUGGCCGUUUGUCGUUGUUUGGGCUGACGGUGGUCCGCGGCGUUGAUGCGGCUGAGCGCAGAGACCCAGAGCAAACGGCCGUCAUAAUCCGCAUUGUCAACAUCUCCAAUCAACUUAUUCCCCGGGGGUGGAGGUUACGCCGGGAGCUGGCCUGUUUUGGAUCAGCUAUGCAAGCGAACACAACGCGGGGCUUCCUGUGGUCGGACGUGGAGACGAGGACGCUGCUGAACAUCUGGGGAGAGCAGGACAUCCAGGCGGCGCUGGAUGGAAACUUCCGAAACAGCUUCGUGUACCGCGACGUCUCCCGGAGGCUGGGAGCCAUGGGGUUUGAAAGGACGCCCGAGCAGUGCAGGGUGCGGAUCAAAAGCCUCAAGAGGCAGUACUUGUUGGCGAAGGAGGGCAAUCUGCGGAAUAAUGGGCAGUAUCACAAGAUCUGCAAGUUUUAUGACACCAUGGAGAGGAUUUUGAGUAACCGGCCGAGUAUGGACGCCCAGGAGUUUAUAGACAGCGGUGCGGGAGGAGAGGAGGCCGUCGAUGGCCCGGAGGAGGAUGGGGAAGAUGCUCAGGAUGCUUACUCUGAGAGCACAGGGGAGUGUCCUUAUCCCGCUGAGACUGAAGUCAAGCUGGAAUACCCAACUGUUCCCAUCCCCAUUCCGGUUAAAGUGACAGUGGGGAAUAAUGGGACUUGUGCGAAGCCGCCUAACAGCAGCCAGUCGGCCAGCUGUUUGUCAGCCAGAGCACCCAAACGGCCCAGGAAGCGACGCGCCAACUUCCCCAUGGAGAAGCUGAUGGAGCAGUUCCUGGAGCAGAGCGCCCAAGCCGAGGACAACUUCUACCGGAUGGAAGAGCAGCGCUUGCAAGCAGAAGACCGGCGCCGGGAAGCUGAGCAUGCCCGGGAACUGCACAUGCUUCAGAUGCUUGGCCAGAUGUUCGCCAGCAUCUCCUCUGCCAGACCCGGCUCAGCAUCUGCUCUGUCCAAGACGACGAAUCCUGGCCCCGCUCCGGUCAUUUCCAGUACCUCCCCGUCACAUACACGUGGCCACUCCAGUCUUCCCAAACGCCCUUCGCCCCAGACAGACUCUCUCGCACAGCAGAAUCCAUUUCUGAGCGCAGACCCUCAGGCGUUAGUGUUUGAGCGCUUCUACGGUUUGGGCUCCACGUCGCACAGAGGUAUGGAGGAUGACAUCCUGUCACUGGUAAAGAACAUAGUCCCUCCGCUGACAUCCAAAAAACACAAGGGACAAGAUGGACGUAUUGGGAUCAUUGGAGGAUGUCAAGACUACACUGGAGCUCCUUACUUUGCUGCCAUCUCUGCUUUAAAAGUGGGAGCUGACUUGUCUCACGUGUUCUGCACCAAAGAUGCUGCAGCUGUAAUCAAAUCAUACAGCCCUGAGCUCAUAGUCCAUCCAGUUCUGGACAGUCCUAACGCGGUGGAAGAAAUAGAAAAAUGGCUUCCGAGACUACAUGGACUUGUGGUGGGUCCAGGCUUAGGAAGAGAAGACUUAUUAUUGAAAACAGCAAAGGAGGUCAUUGAGAAAACGAAAGCAAGAGAUAUCCCCAUAGUCAUUGAUGCAGACGGAUUAUGGCUGAUUACACAGCAACCAUCUGUUAUCCAAGGGUACCAGAAGGGCAUCCUUACGCCUAACUUUAUGGAAUUCACUCGAUUGUAUGAGGCAUUGCACCAUGAACCCAUGGACAGCAGUGAUUAUCAGCGAAGCGUCAUGCAGCUCAGUGUAGCUAUGGGCAACCUCACCUUGGUGCUGAAGGGGGAGCAGGAUUUCAUCACAGAUGGCAGCAAAGUGUACUCAUGCAGCUUAGAAGGCAGUGGGAGACGAUGCGGUGGACAGGGGGAUCUCCUUUCUGGGUCUAUGGGAGUGCUGGCACACUGGGCCCAUGCUGCUUCCGCAGCAGGAAUGAUCAGAAGUGUGAAUCCAUCAGUGGUUGCUGCAUUUGGUGCCUGUUCGCUCACCAGGCAGUGCAACAGUCAAGCAUUCCAGCAGCACGGCAGGUCCACCACCACCUCAGACAUGAUCCAGGAGAUCGGCUCAGCCUUCAAAAAGCUGUUCGAAAGCUAAAAACAGUCAGCGAUGCAAACAGUUGUAUAAAGAGAAAUAAUUUUACGCUCCUAACACAGCCUCUUUGGGAUUGAAAGAAAUGUUCUUCUUAAGCUGAAUUUUAAUGACUGUUUUGAACCUGGAAUCGAAAUCUGGUGCAAAAUAUACACACUGACAUGUUGUUUGUGUUGUGUUUAAUGGAAAUGUAACAAAAAGAAAACCACUAGUUGAAUAAUAAAUGCCUUCACCAAGCCCACCAAAGAGACUGAGACAUUAGGAUGAAGGGGCUCACACUAAACCAGAAACCUGUAUACGUUUUGAAAUAAAUUAUAAAUGUGA